Anoplophora glabripennis (Asian longhorned beetle) is the source of this 1588-nucleotide messenger RNA. RefSeq lists its product as uncharacterized. The coding region runs from base 67 to 1278 and encodes 403 amino acids. Lineage: Eukaryota; Metazoa; Arthropoda; Insecta; Coleoptera; Cerambycidae. The transcript has 2 exons. The record is from RefSeq and is a predicted model, not a curated record.
AUUAUUACCACAUACAUUCUUAUUGUCAGUAGUGUGCCAUAGCGAUAACACGUAUCUGAAUAAAUAAUGAGUUCACAACUUACAGUAGAACAAAACGAUUGCAUAAGAAAAAUAGCUGAAAAUGAGAAUAUUAGUGAUUAUUUGUUGGAAGUCAGCUCUGGUUCAGUGAAGGGUGAUGGCUACUUGGGGAUUAUGUCAACCGUAAAUAUAAUUAGUGAACGCAAGAAGCUAAAUUUAAUAAUAAAAACAGCUGAGACCAAUGAGGAGUUGCGAAAGAAAAUUGUGAUCAGAAAGGCAUACCUAAGAGAAAUGUUUACCUACAACAAAAUAUUCCUGGAAUUUGAAAAUUUCCAGAGAAAACGAAACAUGCGGAAUGGUUUUACUGCAUUUGCAAAAAUAUACGGAAGCUGCGAUGAGGACUGUAAAGAAUUCUUAAUUUUCGAAAAUUUGAAGGAAGUUGGUUACAAAUUAUGGAACCGUAAAGUUCCCAUGGAUGCGGAACAUGUAGCAUUAGUAUUUUCCGAAUAUGGAAAAUUCCACGCCGUGUCUUUAGCCAUAAGAGACCAGGAUCCCGAAAUGUAUAAAGAACUUACUAAAGAUCUUAUGAGUAUAUUUGAAGAUUCAUAUUCCAAAGAAGAGUUCGAUCACGCAGCGAAAAUUAAUAUAGAUAAAGGUUUUAGAGCCGUUAAAGGUGACAAUAACGCUACAGAAGCACUACGAAGAUUUUCUGAUUCCCUUGCAACUUUAUUCGAGCAUUUUAACAUACCAGAAAAUGGUAUAGUUAUUAAUCAUGGAGACUGUUGGUGUAACAAUAUGAUGUUUAAGUAUGGGGACAGUCGAAAUACCCACAAACCGACAAAAGUUUGUUUACUGGAUUGGCAGUUAACAAAAACAGGCUCUCCGGUUUACGAUUUGGCAUAUUUCUUUUUUGCCUGCGGUUCAAAAGAUAUUUUUUAUGACUAUAAGAAAUAUCUUAAAAUAUACCAUGAAACUGUUUCGAAAAAUUUAAUUGAACUCUCCUGUGACCCUGAGAAAAUAUUUCCUUACACGUUAUUGGAGCACCACUGGAAAAUGCAUGCAAAGUUUGGUCUCUUCAUGGCUCUUAUGGUAUUAACCGUGAUGUUAAGCGAAGUAGAGGAAGUUAAAGAACUUACAGACGCAGUCGAAAAUAACGAAUCUAUUUUCGAAACCUUCAAUUAUGACGGUAUUAACAUAAACGAGUAUAAUAAAAGAAUUUUAGAUAUUGUAACUUUUAUGGCAGAACAUGAAUUGAUUUAGGAGUACAAUUUAAUUAAUUAAUAAUUAAUAGUUUGAAAUUAUUAAAUCAUGUAGUUAUUGAAUCUAGCUAUAAUGUGAUAUACCUAAACCUAAAAAAAAUUAAAAUGUUUUUAUUACGCAAUUUUUUUCAAAUGGCCAUAGAUUCACUUAAGGAAAAUAAUUACUCAGUUUUACGUAGUUCAUAGAUUGUUGAAAGUUUAUAGUCAAACGAAGAAGUGUAAAUAGUAAGUAAGAAAGCAUGGCAUUCUUGUACAGUAUUGGUCAUAGUAGGUAAAAGUUUUGAUGAAAUAAAGAAAUUAUUUUUGUUUCA